This is a messenger RNA of Suricata suricatta (meerkat), 2544 nucleotides long. It is a transcript of the gene SETD4, whose product is annotated as SET domain containing 4. The transcript has 11 exons. Gene Ontology annotation, molecular function: histone H3K4 methyltransferase activity; histone H3K36 methyltransferase activity; protein binding. Gene Ontology annotation, biological process: peptidyl-lysine dimethylation; peptidyl-lysine trimethylation; peptidyl-lysine monomethylation. Bases 195 to 1556 code for a protein of 453 amino acids. The record is from RefSeq and is a predicted model, not a curated record. NCBI's taxonomy places the organism in Eukaryota, Metazoa, Chordata, Mammalia, Carnivora, Herpestidae.
UCCGCGGGGCGCCCGAGGACUUAGAUUGGUCAGAUCAGCAGCGGGCGUGGCUGAGCUGGUCUCCCGCAGCUGCUCUGGCUUGUUCCUCAACUCAACGUGUGUCUGAGGCGCCGCGUUGUGCGCGCCGCCGCCGCGGAGGUACAAAGAACAAUGCUUAUCAUACAAGUGGAAAGAAAGGCAAAGAAAAAGCUUUCAUGUUCGAUGGGGCACCUGACAGAAGCUGCAGUUUUGGUAUGAAGAUGGGAAGAGGAAGAACAAGCCGGAUCAGAAGACGGAAACUCUUCCGAAGUUCUGUAUCAGGAGGAGUGAGUGAGAGUUACAAGCCUGAAUUUAUAGAGCUUAAGAAGUGGCUGAAAGAUAGAAAGUUUGAAGAUACAAACUUAAUACCGGCUUGUUUUCCAGGUACAGGAAGAGGGCUGAUGAGCAAAACAUCCCUGCGGGAGGGACAGGUGAUUAUUUCGUUGCCUGAGAGUUGCCUGCUCACCACGGACACAGUGAUUAGAAGCUACUUAGGGGCGUACAUCGCUAAGUGGCACCCUCCUCCAUCCCCUCUGCUGGCUCUGUGUACCUUUCUGGUUUCAGAAAAGCAUGCUGGAGACCAGUCUCUCUGGAAACCGUACCUAGAGAUUUUACCAAAGGCCUACACCUGCCCCGUUUGUUUGGAGCCAGAAGUGGUGAAUCUUUUUCCCAAACCCUUGAAGGCAAAGGCCGAAGAGCAGAGAACCCGUGUGCAAGAGUUCUUUUCUUCUUCCAGAGAUUUCUUCUCUUCCCUGCAGCCUCUGUUUGCUGAGGCCGUCGAGAGCAUCUUCAGCUACCGCGCCCUCCUGUGGGCCUGGUGUACGGUCAACACCAGGGCCGUGUACGUGAAGCCCAGGCAGAGGCGCUGCUUCUCGGCAGAGCCAGACACCUGUGCGCUCGCCCCGUACCUGGAUCUGCUGAAUCACAGCCCGCGUGUGCAGGUAGAAGCAGCAUUUAAUGAGGAAACUCGCUGUUACGAAAUUAGAACAGCGUCACGCUGUAGGAAGCGUGAGGAAGUGUUCAUCUGCUACGGCCCCCAUGAUAACCAGCGGCUGCUGCUGGACUAUGGAUUCGUUUCCGUCCACAAUCCUCAUGCUUGUGUGUAUGUCUCAGAAGAUAUACUUGUUAAAUAUCUUCCAUCAAUAGAUAAACAGAUGAACAAGAAGAUUUCCAUUUUGAAGGAUCAUGACUUUAUAGAAAAUUUGACAUUUGGAUGGGAUGGACCGUCUUGGAGGUUACUCACGGCACUUAAGUUGUUGUGUCUGGCAGCUGAAGAAUUUAUGUGCUGGAAAAGAAUACUUCUGGGGGAAGUAAUUUCAGAUACAAAUGAGAAGACAAGUUUGGACAUGGCCCAGAAAAUAUGCCAUUAUUUCACAGAGGAGACCAAUGCUAUGCUUGAAAAGAUUUCUCACAUGAAAGGUGAAGACGUGGCUUUGAUAAACCAGCUAACUUUGGUAGAAACACUGUGGACAGAAGAGCUAAAGAUCCUGCAGGCCUCUGCUGAGAUUCUAAGCAGUUUGCAGGCACCUUUUAGGUGACUUCACCUAAAGCAUGUGAUCACCUCCUGUGGUGGGUGUGACUUUUUAACCAGUUUUAUUUUGUACAGACUCAUUUGCAGUCAGUGAGUGGUUCCUGUUAAACAAUUAUGUACUUACCCUGCUCCUGCUUUUCUUUGGUGGCGGGGCAGGCCCUGAGGGCACCUGCAGGGGGCAGGGCAGGCCCUGUGGAUACUGGAGUGGAAGUGAUGACGGACCGUCGUCCUCACAGGACCCCCAGAAACAUUCUCAGAACAGACUCCAGGCCUGCAGGCAGAAGCAGGAGGAAAGCACUGCUCUGUGAGGGGAGAGAGGCCUGAGGGGCGGGCUCUGUGUGUGGCCUUCCCCGGGCCGCCUCCUUCCCCGCUGACUCAGCAGCUGUAAAAGGACCAGAAGUCAUGCUUUCAUUCUGCUCUGAUGCCAUUGGUGUGGAGAUGUGCUGGCCGUGGGUGGGUGGGCCUUGGCCCCCAGCUGCACUCAGCUCAAGCACAUCACUUCACAUUUUUCCUUCUGAUUUCCGAUUGAAAAGGAGAUUGUGGACCCCUUGUGCAGAAGGGCCAGGGGCUGGAACCCGUGCUGGGCAGGGGCCCAGGUGAUGCUGCCUCGCCCCUUCUUGGCCUUGUUCGCCAGGAGCCAGGGAAGUGGCCGUCGGAGGGACAGUCGGGCACUGCCCACCUGUGAGUUUGACUGAAUGGAAGUUCAGUCAUCAAAUACAGGAGAGCGUAGGGCCCGCCUCGGCAGACCUCCCUCUGCGGUUUCCCGAGUGUGUUUAAAUCUCUUGUCAGACAUGUCCCUUUUCCAUUCUCUUUGUGGUGGGUGUUUAACUCUUUUAUUCUGCUGCUUUUCUGUCAUUUUCAUGGGGGUUUGGGAGGAACAGGAGAUGAAUUUUUGUGCUCAAUUGGCUGUUUUAAAUUAAGAGUCUUUACAUCUUUUUCCUUUUCUUUCCUUCCUUCCUCCCUCCCUCCCUCCCUCCCUCACUCCCUCUCUCUCU